AUGGCAGAUCAAUCAUCUGAACAAGCAGCAUCUGGAAUAAAAAUUUAUCUAAGUAAUUCAUGGAAUUUAAUUAAAACUGGAUUUCUUGUUUUAACAUGGAUUAUGUUAGGUUUUCAUCUUGAAUUAGUUGGUCCAACAAUGCCAGUUCUUAUACAAAAUAUCGAUGUUGAUUAUAGUGGAAUGGGUUCAGUACUUGCAUCAAGAGCUGCUGGUUAUUUAGUUGCAAAUCUUCUUGGUGCUAUUUUACAAAAUAUUGUGAAAAAACAUUCCGAAGGUCUUUUAGUUUGUGCAUUUAUUUUACCUGCUAUUGUGGUUUUUCUUACUCCAUUUGUGACAUCAUGGAUAAUCAUGUGUAUUUUAUUUUUCAUUCAAGGAAUUGCUCAGAGUUUUACAGAUUUAGGUGGAACUAAUAUUAUAUUAACAAUGUGGGGUGUUAAUGCAGCAGCUCCAUUAAAUACAGCUCAUUUAGGAUAUGGAAUAGGUGCUGUCUGUGUUAAUUUACUUAUUCGUCCGUUUCUUAAUCCAAAAGGUUCAUUGAUAGAUAAUCCCGAUACUGACGAAAUGAAUUCAACAUUAUCAUCAUCAAUUAAUAAUAUAAGAAAAAAUUCUCAUAUUGUUGCUCCAUAUACAAUUGUUAGUAUUUUAUGUGUAUUAAUUGCUGCUGGACAUGCAUUUUUCUAUAUUCAAAAAUUAAAAAAUCAAAGACAACAAGCAGAAAUUGGAGAGAUUGAAUAUACAGCUGUCAAUGGAAAUUCAAGAAAUGUUACUCAUACUGUUAAUAAAGAAGUUUCUUCACCAUAUUCUCCUCGUACAUGUGGUAAUGGAUAUUUUCAAUAUGGUUUAAUUCUUUCAACAAUAUUUAUUUGUUAUACAUUUUUUAUUGGUGCAAAUGAUCAAACAUUUGCAAAAUUUUUUUUUGCUUAUCUUAAAUUUGAAAAAUUUCAUAUAUCGAAUAGUGCUGCAAGUUGGGGCAUUAUUUUAUAUUGGCUUUCAUAUUCCGUUGGUCGAUUCAUUGGAGCAAUUUUAUCUAUGUUAUUAUCUGUUAAUAUGUGUCUUACUAUUGUUUGGUUCGGUGGUUUAUGUCUUACAAUUGCUUGGUUUAUUUUUGUAUGGUUUAUAGGUUUAACUGGUACAAGUUUAUUUAUUCUUGGUGCAGCUACUGGUUUAGUAUUUGCACCGUUAUUUCCUUUAACAUUUGGUUUAAUUAAUCAACGAUUAAAUGUUGUACCUGUACUUCUUGCUCUACUUCUAUCAGGAUCCGCAUUAGGAGCAAUUGCACUUCAAAAAAUAGCUGGUGUUGUAAUGGAUCAUAAUCCAAAUCAUUUUCCAACACUUUUGAUUGUUUGUAUAUUGAUGGGAAUCAUUCUUUAUAUUGCUUCGAAUGUUGUUUAUCACGUACAUGAACAAAAAAAUCUUAAAAAUGCACGACCUUUAGUAACUAAUGAAGCAGUAUUAUCUGGUGAAGUUUUUAAUAAUGAUGAAGAAUUAUAG
Adineta steineri is the source of this 1491-nucleotide messenger RNA. The record is from the annotation of a GenBank genome assembly. NCBI's taxonomy places the organism in Eukaryota, Metazoa, Rotifera, Eurotatoria, Adinetida, Adinetidae.